AUAUCAUCAUAAUCUCACAAAAUGGCUAAAGGAGGAUUAUUAAAACAACAAUUAAAGAACCAACAAUUGGUUGAUGCUAUUGAUAAGGCCAGAUCCAAGCCUGUAAUUAAGCAAAAGGAAGAAAUUGUUGUAAAGGAAAAAGUUGAAGCUCCAAAACCUAUUCUUAAGCAAAAGAAGGAAAAGAAGGUUAAGAAGGAUGAAUAUCAAAGUGAUGUUUUAUCCAAGAAGGAGCAAAGAAGAUUAAAGAAGUUACAAGCUGAGCAGGAAAAAGAAGAGGAAGAAGAAGAAGAACAAGAAGAUGACGAAAAUGAAGAUGAAGAUGAAGAAGAAUUAGAUUUGGAAAGAUUGGCUGCAAGUGAUAGUGAAAGUGACAUCAACGGUGAAGAUGAUGACGAAGAAGAUGAUGAAGAUGAUGAAGAUCAAGAAGAGGAAGAUGACAACGAAGAAGUUGAAGAAGAAGAAGAAGAUGUUCCAUUAUCAGACGUUGAAAUCGAUGAAGAUGCUGAUGUUGUCCCUCACACAAAGUUAACCAUAAAUAACAUGGCUGCAUUAAGAGAAUCCUUAGCUCGUAUUGAAUUACCUUGGGACAAGCAUGCAUUUACUGAACAUCAAUCUGUUGUUAGUGCCGAAAAGUCUGAAGCAGGAAUCAAAGAUAUUUACGAUGAUACUGAAAGAGAAUUAGCAUUCUAUAAACAAGGAUUGGAUGCUGUUAAACAAGCAAGAGUUACUCUUUUGAAAUUGAAAGUGCCAUUUUCUAGACCUAUGGACUACUUUGCUGAAAUGGUAAAGAGUGACGAACAUAUGGAUAAAUUAAAGAGCAAAUUAUUGACUGAAGCCGCCAACAAGAAGGCAUCCGAAGAAGCAAAGAAGCAAAGACAUUUAAAGAAAUUCGGUAAGCAAGUUCAAAAUGCAACUUUACAAGAAAGAGCUAAACAAAAGAGAGAAACCUUGGAAAAAAUUAAGUCUAUAAAGAAGAAGAGAGGUGCUAACGAAUUAAGUAAUGAUGAUGAUUUCCAAAUUGCAUUAGAAGAAGCUACCAGUGGUGCUGGUGGUGAUAACAAGAGAAGAAAACCAAACUCUAAGCGAUUAGCCAAGGAUGCCAAAUAUGGAUUUGGAGGUAAAAAGAGAUUAAGUCGAGAAAACGAUGCAAGUUCGUCAGCUGAUAUUAGUGGAUUCAAUGCUAAGAAAAUGAAAGGUAAGUCUUCUAGACCGGGUAAAAGUAAACGUAGUAGAAGACAUUAAAUAACUUGGCGUUUAAUAGAUAUAAAUCAUUUGUAAAUCUCCUGU
Molecule: messenger RNA, 1287 nt
Organism: Spathaspora passalidarum NRRL Y-27907
Lineage: Eukaryota; Fungi; Ascomycota; Pichiomycetes; Serinales; Debaryomycetaceae
Exons: 1
Biological process (GO): rRNA processing; ribosomal large subunit biogenesis
Cellular component (GO): nucleolus; preribosome, large subunit precursor; nuclear periphery
Source: RefSeq, a predicted model, not a curated record